GGACAUAUUAACAGAAGUAACAGUACAAGCUCAUCUGGUGCGCCUGACAUCACCAAAGGGCUGAACCAGGGGCGGACUGACAACUCAUGGGGCCCCCGAGCAAUAGGGGAUCAUGGGGCCCCUGUGUCCUUGCUCAAACUCAAAAAAGCCUAUGAAAAAGGUACCAGGGGCAUCUCAAGGGGCCCCCUACUGACCUCGGGCCCUCGGGCAGUGCCCGAGUUUCCAAAUGGUGAGUUCGCCCCUGGGCUGAAUGUA
Staurois parvus is the source of this 255-nucleotide messenger RNA. NCBI's taxonomy places the organism in Eukaryota, Metazoa, Chordata, Amphibia, Anura, Ranidae. The record is from the annotation of a GenBank genome assembly.